GCAGCGCCCUCGCGCGCUUACACCCAAAUACGCGCGUGCGUCCCACGUUCCGCGAUUCGCGUAUAUCGCCACACUGUAUCCCCGAAAAAGAUGGCCGCCAUGAAAGCGUACGGUGGUGAUGUUGACGUUAUCGUUCGCACCGAGGUCGCGUCACGUCCUCGCGCAUCGUGAAGAUAGUCGUGCGUGCGUGCGUACGUCCGCGUGCGCCGUGUGGACCGUGCCGUCGUGCCCAUCGAGCAUCGUCGCAGGCGACGAACAUACGUGAGUGAGUGCGAGAGAGAGAAAGAGAGAUAGAUAGAGAGAGAGCGCGAACGAAGGUGGUGCCCGUUGAUCCGUACGUCGAGUGAAAUUUCGUGCGAGAUUCCACGGUAUCUUUCUCCCUCUCGGCGUUCCUGAUUCGACGAUCAACGGAACGUCCUGAGGAAACGAGCGCUCGAGUGAGAGAGAGCGAGAAAGGACGAAGGAGGAAGGAGAGACGGACAGCUAGUUAGAGCGAGAGAGAGAGAAAGAGAGAGAGAACGAGAGAUAACGAGUGCUCGAAAACUCGUAUAUACGUGCCUCGUUGCGAGUGAGACAGCGUAGCCCGGAAAACGUCAGGCGCACGUUCACGCGGACGGGAAAGGAUCGGGAUCGCGCGAUCGGAGCGAUUUGACGAGGAGGAAGAUCCAGGACGGAAGUGCGAGCGAGAAAUCGGCAAGAAUAGCCGCCGGGUCGCCUGGCGCGUGGAAAAAAUCCGGCGAGGGAGGAUUGAGGAACAGCGAGUGAGGACGAGAGAGCGCGUGGGAGGAGUGGGGAAGGAGGGAGGGAGGGAAGUGAGAAAGAGAGAUACGCGUUGCGAGUCGAGUGUGUCCCGUGUCGCCGCGCUUUAAGCUUCAGCCAAGUCAUCGUGGUCGUCGUGGGUGGUGCGUGGCGGUUUCCCCGCGAGUGAAACAAAUGCGUGCGCGUCGUACGCUACGACGAGCUAUUACGACGAGACCGUCAACGAAGUGCGUCGCUGCCUCCGUCAUCGUCGCUGUUGCCGUCGCGUCAUCGUGCCAUCUCGCCGUCGCGCCAGCAGCACCGAGCAGCCGUCGCCGCCGUCGCCAGCGUCGCAGCCGCUCGCUUUUACGCGCGAUCUGAGCCUCCGUGUCAACCGAGGGACGGCCAUAUUAAUCCACCACCACCACCACUACCACCGCCACCACCGCCGCCGCCGCCGCCGCCGUCGCCGACGACGACGAAGUACUACGCUUCCUGGUGCUCCUGUCGGAGUUUCGUGACGAGGGUUUUUUCUAUCAGGCCCCUCCGUCGUCGUUCGAGGGUACCGUGCGUGCGUGCGAGUGCGUGUGUGUGUGUGUGCGUUCGUGCGUGCGUGCGUGCGUGCCCAGGUCUCCGAAGGGUCUGCCCGCGAAGAGCUUCACGGUUCUCUCGGUUUGUUUCCCUCCGUCUCCUGCCACAACCACCGUCGCCGGAUGACGGCGCGUAUACGUGGUGCGUGCGGCACGGUGCGACCUGUGUGUACGACGAGCGGCAUAGUCGACGAGGUGCGUCCCGUGCCGCCUGAUGUCUACGCAUCGUCUUCGUCGCACGGAGACAGCAGCACAGCAGCGGCUCGCCACCCCCGUGUCUACCCCUACCUCCGGCAGCAAUACCACCCUUCCUAGGCCCUAUGGUAGCCACACGCUGCAAUCGGUUCCAGCGUCGCACAGUGGUUUGGUCACGAGCUCCAAAGGGCAAGAAUAUAAUUUUACAAAGGGGCUCGAGGCAACACUGAGUGACAGCAAGAAGAAGUACAGCGACAAGGUGAGUGCGCUUCUGUCAGCCUGGGAGCAUGUCACCAAUUUUAUUCCUGCGGCGCAGCCCGAGGCCAUCCAGUCUCUCAUAGAAUGGGCUCACAGACAUACGUUGACAUUGGUAUUGCGCGGGGAGUGGCCGAAGUUGUCACCCGUCGCCAAAACGCACCUCUGCGUAACGCUGCAGAGGUGUUUGUCUCAGCUGGGGCAAAAUUCCGCUGCACCCAGGUGUACCGCCCUGCUGGCGCUGGUGAACAAUCCAUGGACGCAUCCCGUCCUCGACAGCAUACUUAACGGCCAACCGGAUUCCGAACAUGAGGAGGAAUUCUGUUGUUCGGAGAAAGGCGAGCUGCUGACGAUGAGACUGAAGAUACUCUGCGAGGACCGCUGUGAGGACAUAGCGGUGAACCUCGCCGCCGCAUGCGUGCGCUCGCUCAGACGAAGCGAUCAGCUGCGGUCGCUUUCGGAGUCUCAUCAUGUCCAUUACAUGAUCGACGUGUACAUCGUCCUCUUGUACAAAUUGAAACGCACGCAAGAUAUUUUCGCUCAAUUAAAAUUAAUGGACCUCAACGACGGGCUUGAAUUGGUCCAAAGGCUUAGCGGUGAGAAGCCAACGAAGUAUGGAACGGCGCGUGUUUGGAGAAAUUCGAUAAAGGCCGCGGAAUUGGUCGCGCAGUACCUCGUUACUGCCGGGAUGGUACGACCGGUAUCGGAAACCGGUGCAAAUAUUUUGGAGCAGAUUUUGAACUCUUGGGCGCUGUUGCACGCAAAAUUGAAGGACGUUGCUCUGACUCUGCCCGGUAUGAUUAGAAAAUUAAUUGAACCCGCGGAAAGUGCUCAACAUAUUUAUAUCUUCUGUGCAGUACUUGCAAAACAUUUCGGCGAGAGUAUAAAACCUUUGGUGAUUGAACUAUACAUAAGAGCGCUAACAACGGAUAUGAACGAGUUGGAGAGUCAAAAAGCGAAGUCGGACAAGGACAAGGUGCGCGAGACCGCCAAGCGUCUGAGCACGCAAUUUCUGAAAUUGGCGGACGUAGUGGACAGCAAUAUUGGCAUAGCAAGAGAAUGCGUUUUGACGGCAUUUUCCCUACAUCCUACGAGAACCUGUUACGACAGAAUAAAGGAAUUAGCGGUAGCGUGUGGAAAGGCGAAGGAAGAUGGUGUAUCGCAAGAGGAGCCAAGUAUCAAAGUGGAACCAAUUAUCAAGGACGAGUUAAUUAUCAAGGAAGAAUUUAUCAAGGAGGAAGAACCCAAAGAAGAAACUAAAGUUGAUCUUCCCGUGUCGACCGUUGAGAUCGAAGUAAAAUCCGAACUAACGGAAGAUAACAGCGUCACGGAAACAUCCUUGGCGCCUUUGCUGAGUUCGACAGUUUUAGAAACGCAGCUGCCAAAUCAAAAUUCGACAGUUGCAAAGAGUAUAGAUCUUCAAAAUAGUCAGGUAACGAAAACAUUUGAACGGACCGAUCAGUUGUUGAAGAGCCUACUGACGACAAAGAAUCCCGACGUGAUGUUAUCUGAAACCAAUCAAUUGCCAACACCAGCGACGUCGACCAGCGGCAGGUGCCCUUUGCAUCUGAAGUGUGAAUCUUCAUCCGAGCACAGUCAGCUCUGUUUUAAUUGUGGUGAAUUUACCGAUAAUAAGCAAUUAAAAGACGAUAAAUCACAAUUGGACGAAAGUAGCACAACGCUGGGGAAGAAUGUAGAAAGAACAUUGGACGCGUUGAUCUUGAUCAAGGGCGAUGCGGUGACAGGCUCGGCUAAUUAUGAUGAGAAAUCUGUGCCCAGUCAAGUGUUAGAUGGCGAGAAACUAGGUUUAUCGCCGCAACUGUGCGACGAUCUGGCUGUAGUACUGAGUAGUCCACGUUACCACAUGCUUAGCUGGGUAUUGGACUGGAAGGAGUUGAAGAACUUAUGCGAGCGAUAUCUCGAGAACGCCGAGGAGAUGCGCAAUACAAACAAGGAACUUAAAUAUUUAAAUAUCGAUUAUUCUCAGUUCAAGGAUUGGCCAUCAGAAGACGAUACCAAGGACGUCUUCUUCGGCAUAGAAAAGGGCUACGAGCAAUGGGUUGAUUUGCCCUCCGACAGUUCCGAACAAUUCGGUAGCUUCCAACCGGCGGCUGGUUAUAAACGUUCGUCGAUGCGUCGUAGUCUUGACGAUACUACGACAGACUCUGACAGUGGUAGUGUAUUACGUGUUCGACGAACCGCACGAACACGGAAAAUCCAUCGACUAGAAUCGUCCGAAAGCGACUACGAUAGCACUGAACGUAAACCAAAGCACUUUAGGAAUAGGAUUAGCUCGGUGUCGGACAGCGACAGUAACACGCAGGAUAGUCAGACUGAUAGCCUGGGUAGCGACGGUUGUCGAUUAGAAACUAAGAAGAAAUCUAAUAAAUCAAGCGGCAAAGAGUCCAACAAGAAACGAGCGUCGAAGACAUCGAACCUUACCGUCGAGUCCGUUUCGCAUUUUCAUAUGUUAGUCAAUGAGGAGCGGCAUACGAACGCACAUGAGGAUGCAAGUGGCUCUGACGUUAGCAGCAACGAUAUCAUCACUCUCUUUUCUGCCGACAUGGACGAAAACAAGCGUGAAACUAUCAAAGGAUCAGCGUACACUGCCGCGGCGCAAUUAAUCAUUACGGCAGGUGAAACGCUUCCAAGACGAAGCGAUCCAGCGGUACUCAAAUCUCUUAGGAUGUUUAGAUCAAAAAAGACAUCGAGAAUUUCGCAAAUUCUGCAGAAGAAUCUGUUAAAUAAAAACAAGGACACUAACAACGGCAAUCGGACGGACACCGAGCAACAAGCAACUAAUAACAUUUCGAAAUUUGCGCCAAUGCUGAACACGCUGAAUCUGAAUCCGAAGAUUGUGCUGACGCGCACGGACGAACCCGAUUGUAAAUUGACAAGCCGUGCCAAGAAAUCGCAGCAGCGGCUGAGUAGCGGUGACAUCACCAGCGAGCUGAUGAACAUACAGAAAACGAUGCCAUUCUCGCCAAACAAAAAUGUAAUAACGUAUCAAAAGAAGUCAAAAAAUCGUACUGCAAGCGGCAAGAGCAACGCCAGCGGCAAGAGCGACCACCUGCCCUGUUCUGUAGUACUCGACGGACGUUGCGAACAUCAUCAUCACAAUCAUUUUGGCUCUGUCAAGUCAAACUUAAAUAAAACCAAGUUUGACAUUCUCGAGCAAGCCGUUAGGGAUUCUGACAUAUUGGCCAAAAAUGUACCAGGUCUGAACUCAUUGGACAUGAUGGUACCGCCGCGGCAGCGUUCCACGGUGAAUGUUGUCCAGCUUUCCAGAAGUGGCGUGCCACAGAGCCCAAAUUCCGCUACGGGCACACCGACAACCAUUAACGUCAGCGGUAGCACGCCGCCGCGGCCAACACGCACUCCGAGUGUGGCUAGCAAUCAAAGUAGCAGUGGCGGUGGCAACGGCAGCAUACAACUGCCAGGUACCCCGUCCUCAACGGGCGGACACGACAGCGGGGUUGGUAUGAGUCCAGCCGGUCAGACGCCACCAUUGAGAUCAUCGUCAAACCUCGGAAUAUCAGAUGCUAUCGGCGAGGAAGCUAAUCAGUCAUUGGACGCUGUAUCACCGUCGACUAUCGGCUCACUCCCGACGACGACGACGAUGGCUGCUAAUAACGUCUCUGUAGUCCAUCAACUCACUUCUACCGAAUCGUCAAGUCCGAUAAGAACAAUGGCGCAGAUGCGUCGCGUAAGCAAUCAGCAGAAUAACCAAUCACCGAAAAAGUCACCCUCUUCGCCGUGUUCCGCGGGUGUGGGAGCGAUUACAACAAUGACGACGGCGACGACCACGAUGCCUUCGAGCGGACUGAUCGCUGCAUCUGACUCAUUAAAAGUUAUCUGCAAAUCUGACGGCAGUUACCAUCUUGCGUCUAUCAGUCCCAACCAGAUCAUGCCCAAUCAGAGGAACAUUUUAAGUUUGCAGAAUCUAGAGGAUGGUGGUGCGAAUUUUGUACGACAGACGACGCAACGCGGUGCGGAUGCAACACAACAAACGUCAUCUAACAGAAAUGCCUACGAUCGACUGAGCGGCACAAGCACUGUAAAGAAUACGUCGCAGACCGGCCAAAACGCCGGUUUGCCCAAGUUCCAACAGGCCUUCCGUAAAACCUCCAUCUAUACUCUGUCAGAUGCGACCGCAAGUGGAGUUGCUAAUGCUGCGACGGAUACUCCGCUGGGUGGCGUCCAACAAGUGACGACGACGUCUGCACAGAAAACGACGAAUCUAUCAAAGGCGGUGCAGACAUCCGUACCGAACAACCAACAGCAGCAGCAGCAACAACAGACAAAUACCGGAAAUGUAAAUGUGCAAUCGAUCAUUCCUAAUCUGCAACUGCCAGCUGGCAGACAGAUAGUCAACAUUGUGCCGAAUUCCGGUAAUAACGGUCCGACGAAUACUCCUAUCGGUUCAAAUCAGGCCGCGAAUCAAACGAUCACACAACUCGUGCAGAAUGCCAGUUCGAACCCUGGAGUUAUAUACACACACAAGGUAAUAGCUGGCAAUAAUCCGAACCAGCUCAACAUUAUCCCACCGGCAAUUAUAUCGCACGCCAAUUCGGUACCGGGUGGCAGAACUCCUGUAGUCAAGCUUAACAUUAUCCGUACGCCGGUUAGACAACAGAAUCUCGCGGGAACUAUCCAGGUCCUGACUGGACCAAGAUUACAACAACAACAGCAACAGCAACAACAACAGCAAGCCGUGAGAACUAACAGUCUUACAAUCGGUCCUUCAAUUGAAGUGAACAAUCAAGUGAGCUCGACGACUCUCGACGAACAAUUACGAGAGUUCGAGAGCGUACUGGAACAGGUGAAGGAGAGGAGUAUCCAGCCGCAGUCUCAUCAGUCGAUCUCUAAUAGCGCAACAACAACAACCGUACAAACGCAGACCACCACGCAGCAGACUCAAGCAAGUAAACAGCAGCAGCAAAUAUCCGUUAGCACCUUGGCGCAGCAACUGAUGAUGCCGACGCAGUCGAACGCUAACAAUGAAUCGUUUGCUAGCAAUGGCAAUACCGUGGCAUUCCAACAAGAAUCUGUGUACCCGCAGAAGGUCUCCCUGGCCUAUGUAAAUCCAAACAGUGGCACCGCCAAGGUGGCGACUAAUUCCACGACACCGGUGGUCGUAGUCACUAGCUAUUGUCAACCAGCGGCGUCGCCAGCGCUGAGCGUUACGUCUCAGAGUUCCUCGAGCCCGUGCGUGACACCAGCACCAGCGCCGAUAUCACAAUCGACCGGCAAAACGCCAUCAACACCACCGUCCGUCGCACCUGGGACCGCCGUUGUUAAAAGUAACGUGAAGAAAUCGACACCCAAGGCGGUCAAAAGCAACACCACUAAUACAUCUAAGGCGUCACCGAUACCAAAACCACAACAGAAGCCACAAGAAGAUGAGCAAACUGCUCAGCGAAUCUACGCAAUUCUUGAUGAGUACGCGGAGCAGCUAAGAAACUCUCCGGAUCUCAAUAACAAACCAGCGCCUCGCAGAAGAUCUAAUCCGCCGACUAAUCCGAGUCAAUCGACGAAAAAGAAGAGAACAAAUACCAACAAGACCAAGCCAGUAGGACAGCAGAAUUCUGAACUGAGUCCUAGCACGGACGAUCUUGGUAGAACUAUGGGCAGUGAGGAUUCGUCCAGCGGUAUUGUACAUGUGCAGGAUAGUCCGGCAGGUUUUUCUGCACCAGAGGAACCUUCGAUGAGUGCAGAUGCGAGCGCAGAGGUGCGCAAUCUGACGAGCGACUCGAACGAUGGCGUUGAAGUAAACGUGAAGCGACGUAAUCUCAUUUUCACGGAACCAGGCUCGGGACAGCCACGGGCAGUGAUCGUCCAGGAAGCAUUGCAAUCUGGUUCGGUGAGCGAGGCGCUUGCCUCGGUCACAAGCAAAAUGAGCGGUACGUCGGUGCUGAUGCCUACCAGUAUUGUGCUGCCACUAAUGAAGGGCACCGCUCAGCAGUUCACCAUAGUAUCCGGAUCCAAAUUGCUUGCGACUAUGCCGACGACUGUGCGUACGGCCAGUGGUACUGCAGUUCCCAACACUCUACUCUUGCAGUCCUUUCUUAAUCAAGGCAAGUUAAUUCCGGCACAACCACAGGUUAAGCAGAUGAAGAUGCAGCCAUCCUUGCAGACAUUGUCGAACAACAAUCAAACGUUGACCAGCGCGCAGAACGUUCAAAAUACACCAGUGGUGAUAUCGCAGACUGGAAACACACAGUUCGGUGCAGAAGCAGCCACUGUGACGGUGUCUACACCGGAUAAGCCCAGUGUGAUCAAUGAUUUGACGUUGAAGAAUGAUACUGUAACCGCUGGUAAUGCGAUUGCAGUCGAAUCAGCACCUACGAACACCGCUAUUGUGGUAAACAAAAAUAAUCCAACUCUCAGUCUGAUCGGAACUCGAAACAUUAACGAGAUAUCGGACAACCAGCAAAUAUGCGGUGUCAUCACCAGCAAUUCGACACUGCAAGGCGCGAGGUUCUACAAUUCAAACUUACACAAGCUAUCGACACCCGCCACUCUGAAAACGGAAAAUGUAGUCUGCAUCGCGCCGGCUGCUACGGUCUCCCAUUCACCAGAAAAGAAAUCUCCUCAGGACGGACAAAUACAAGAAAAACCAGUGUCCUUACAAACGGGCGCCACCAUUGCGCUCACCUUUACUCAGCAGACUGAUGUGAAUGCUAUGCUGAACGACGCAAAUCAACAGCAGAAGGACACAAAAGAAGCUUCUACUGAAAUAACGACCGGUUCCAAAAUUAUUUCACCGAAAACAGUAAAGAGAAAAUUCGAUAACGCUAUCAGCAUACAGGAAAAUAUGUCGCCGAGAACUUUGAUCUCCUCGAGCAUUGCUACAUCGUUACAGAAUAAUACGAAAAUUGAGUCGAUGUCUCCUAUUACUUCCACGAACAAGCAAUCGAGCGUUAUUGAUAACACGACGCAAUUCCUAGUGACUGGUGGACCGAGCAGUUCGGACAGCCAAGAGUCAUCUGUGCAGCAAUCCACCGAAACAAUUGAUGGAUCUUGCAAAGUUGGAAACGGGCUACUGUACGAAAACGCACGGUUACAAGAAGCUUGGGAAUCGGAAGGAAAGAUUUCACCGGAAACGCCAUGGAGAUAUGUUCCUACGGCAAUGAAUGCAUUGAAUAACGAAUCGUUGAAAGCAUAUUCCAGAAAGAUAAUUCAACAACUGGCCACGAUUAAUUCCAGGGAUAAUGACAAUUCCGAGAGCGUACUACAGAUUAUUAACAAGGGCCAAGGCAUCGAGAUGGCGAGUGGACAGCUUUAUCAGUCGAACGCGAAAAAAUACUUCAUGAAUCAUACUCUGGACACUUCAUAUUCUAAUAAAAGCAACUUGAUGAAAUCACAGCUAACUCCCAAAAUGGAAUUGAUGCAACAGAGAAUAGAGAAAAAAGCCGCAUACGAACGUGAACUUAAGCUACAAAAGAGUUUAUCAGAGGAGUGCGAAGACCUGGGAGUCGACGAGCCUAGCACCAGCGAGUUAUUUCCCGAGGCAGAGCUGCUAUUUGACACAAAUCACUCGCCGUCAUUUGAUCAUUCCUCGCAAGAUGCGUCCUGCAGUCAGUCUCUGGGCAUGAAACCGUAUAAUAGUUUAUAUUUCCGAUCGCUAGACUCAUCUAGUGGCAGCAGAGAUGCAAGUCCAAUAAGCGAUUUCAAGAUGAACGACCGCAAAAAGAACACGAGCCAACGCGCGAGAGCUUUAAAGGAUUCGUUGAAGAGAGGAAAACGAGAGAAGGAGGAUCUGCAAUUGGAUAUUCCAGCGAAACAUAUACGAUUGGCUUUGGACAAUCUAAGUCAGGAUGAGGCGUCAAACAGCAAUUCGGACAUCUCUAGGUUAUCACCGGCGAACAUUGGCUCUUUGGAGAAUGACUCAUCAAAAGAUAUGAGUCAUCGCGUGAAAUUGACCUCGAGGAGCGGCUCGAAAGAGGGAACACCCAGUAGCGUAUCUAGCAUACCGUCUAACAUGAAACUAGACAUCGACUUGGAUUCAGAAUCGUUGCCGCCUAGCAUUAACGUUAACAAUGCUUCAACAGCAAGUUCGGGUGACGAGAGCUUGACGUUGCUAAGCGGUAAUACGGUGGAUCAUCAUACUAUACCAUCGCCAUUGUCACCGUUAACGGCUGGACCAUUGCUAUCCACGCACAAGUAUACGUAUACCAAUAAAAAGCGUAUGUCAUCGUCCAAAAUGCGUAUGGAUUCGUAUAUGGCAUGGGAGAGUCCAGUGUCCGAGCGCAUGAGGUCUAGCAGCGACGAUGAGGACUCCAGCAUCAGUGAGUCAAUCGGUAGCCAACUAGAAGAUAAUGUCAUGCUGAGCAAUGGUUUGGAAGACAGUGUACAAACGUUAAAAUCUUUGUCCUCCGAUCGGCAUUGCACUUACAUAAAGAAAAAGGAGCAAAACAAGCUGCAGAUGAAUACUGCGAGAGUGAUUUUGAAUCGCGCUGAUCAUAAAUCGACAAUGGCGGCAACGACGCUUUCGAAACGAAUUCCUAAGACAGAUUCGAUAACAGCAACAGAGUCAAUGAUAAUAUCGACCGACAAGGUAUCAGAAGCGUCAGAGGACGAGACGGGCAAUAUCGUGCUGAUGGAGCCAGCGGAUUGCCGUGCCAGAAGAUCCAGUCUGCGUUGUCACGUGAAGAAGAACUGCGCGUGCUGCAAUGGCUCACCGGAGCGACCGAAAAAGAAACCUACGGCGACGACGACGGUCAAGUCAACGGAUCACAAGCUGAAGAAGCGACUGUCAUCGAAGCAGCCUGGCAAGAAGAGGUAGUCCUAGCGAUCUAACGCUCGCGUGAGCAUCGCAAUAUGUUGUUAUAUCAUUAGCGUAGCAUCAUCGUCGAUGAUGUAUGAUGCGACGUUGAUACGGGCGUUUCAGCGCGAUCGAAACCGGACCGGGGAGGGUUUAACGCUUCUCGCUAAAAAACGCGAUUCAGACAGCGAACGAUCUUAUUUGCGGAUCGAAAGAUUCAUGAUGAUGGCAUUGUAAAUAUUAUUAAAGGCGUGCUUAGAUGCGAAUUCCGUGAAUCUAUCAUACAUAAAAUAUUUCGAGUAUUCGGUGACCGCAAUAGCACGCAGGCAGGCGGACUCAAUUGUGUGAGCAAAAGAAAUAUUCUCCAUGAAUUAAAAUUAACAGUGAAUCUAUUUCACAUCUAUGUGCGUGCUGUAUGCGUGCAUAUUAAUAUAUGUGUGAAUGGAUGCGUGAAAGGAAGGAGAAAAAGAGAGAGAAAGAGAGAACGGGAAUAAUAAGCAUACGAUUUACUAAUUAAUUAUCGUCGAUAACAGUAGGUAAUCUCUCUACCAUUAGGUGUUAAUUAUGAUAUUAAAUUGUAAGGUUCAGAUCAUUUAUGUAUGGCAGACUUAGAUUUUAAAUCGUUAAGGACCGUUUUAGCGAUGCAAUCUAGUCAAGUCGUUUUUGUGACGGGGAAUAGAUGACAAGUAAAUAAAGCGUUAAGAUAAGAAAAGCAAGCGAAAACCAUAACGAUCGUUAAUAAAUCCCUCGCAGAGUAAAGAGAGAGAGCCUGAAUUUAUAUAAUUCAACCUACAGUAUGUCUAUCACAUGGCAAAGCUAUUCCGCGUUGUAACAUGGUGUGGUCAGACUGAAUAGACAAAUAAUACUAGAGUUCUCUUUCCGAAGAAAUAUUAGGAUAAUAGUAACAAGGACGUGCGGUCCCGGAAUCGCAUCGUCUUUGCCUUUCGUGUAAUGCUUACCUGUAUCUGUAUAACUCUAACUUUAUAUAGGAAGAAAAUUGUCGCUGUAAAUUCUCGGCACUCUGCUCUUAGACGAUCCCCGAAGAACGCGGGAUCGUUAUAAUGGAUAAGACCAAUACGCCCUCAAAUAUGCAAGGCGUAUGUGAAAUGAGAGGAGAGAGAAAAAAAAAGAUGUGGAGUGGCAAUAACACGUUCUAUGGAUCAUUCUAACAGCUGUCUGUUGUACGGCCCGACCAUACCUUGUCAUGGUAUAUGUAAAAAUCCACGAUUGUACAUUGCGUAGAUAAUUCAUAUUAAAAAGAUAUAAUAUUAUAUAUACAUAUAUAUAUCGCUGCACUUUAGUACAAAAACGCUUCACUUUGUUUCAAAUGAGAAUGAUAGAUUUAUAUCGUAUCUCCGUGUGCUGUCGUGAGCGAAUGAAUGCCCGCAAAUUUUACUAUGGACUUAACUUUAAACUUAUAACUUGUAAAAGUUCGUGAGAACGGGAUAGAGACUGUAUGGGAGUAUGAGUUUAUCUAACAUUUCGUUAUGAUAAUUACGAUUAAACGUACGUCGGGUGCUGAUAUCCAUUCCAAAAUUUUUUAUCCCGGCGCACGGUAUAUAUAUAUAUAUAAAUAUGUAGAGAACUACUACGUCGAGUUUGUUCUUUCUCUCUUUUUCUGUUCUCUUUCGAUGUUGCAAGAAAAGAAUAUCGUAGCUUCAAGUAAUCGAGGUGUAACUGUUCCUGUGAAUAGUGUCUCAUUACGUGAUAUGAACCAAAGUGAAAGCUCUAUCGAGAAGGCGUGAGAGAAACGCGUAAUGAAUCGAUGUGAAAAGCAAACAGCAAUACACGUGUAGAAUAUGUAAACUGUAAUUAAAAAUUAAUUCGACUAUUCUGUAGAUUUUUGUUUUUUGUUUUUUUCUAUAGAAUGAUAAUUUAGUUAUUUCUUUCAGUAAUCGUUAAUCUUAUAUUUAAAAGAGAAUUAAGGAUAUAUUAUUUGUUGGAUAUAAUAAUAUAUAUAAAUGUAUAUCUAAUAAUAUAAAUAUUACAUGAUUGAUUUGACUAAAUGAGCUAAAUGGAUACCGGAGAGAAGAUUUUAAUUAUAUUCUUUCUCCGAAUUUAGUGUUAUUACAGAUAUUAAAAUUAUGAAAGGAUAGUUAUAUAUAUAUAUAUAAUAAAUAUUAUUUUCUGACAGAACAGCACGGCAAAUAGAACUGUUGUAGAGCGCUGCAAAUCUUUAUAGUUAAUUUUGAUAUAAAUUACAUUAUAUAGAGAAUCCACAUGUGGCGCAUAAUCUAUAGUUCUUCUAUUAUUACGUUUCUUUCUAAUUUACAUAUUCUACACGUACGAUAGCAAAUGAAAUGAUUAAUAUCUUUCUCUCUACGAGAUGUAUGUGAUAUAAUCGUUUCGUUAUAAACUGUAAAUUAUAUCGUGAAACACGUUCCUUUCGAUUUUCCCAUUCAGUUAAAGGACGAACAAGAUACCUACCUCGUGCGUUUCAUCUCUUCCUAGUUUAUCUCUAUUAUGAUUCUUGAGCGUGGAAAUUCGAAUGUUCCACGUAUGUAAUCGUUCGACGUAAUGGAAUAUUCACGUAUGUUUGUCGUAUGAUAGAGUCGUUCUAUGAUCUCGCGAGGUAUAAACGCGACUCGCGUUUCCGAGAAGAAGCACGUCGGCGUUUUUCUUUCUCUUUCUUUUUUUAUAUCUGCAGUUUUAUUUUAAAUACGAUUCGGAAAAAUAAUUGGGAUUUUAAUUACGAUAAAAAUUCUGUAACAAUGAAAAAGUAUAUGUAAAUAAAUUAUGUUUGAAGUAGUAUUUUUGUUAUCUCGCUAUUUUUCUAAUUAGGACGGAUUGAAGAGCGCAAAUCUGUUAAUAAUGUUGUGUUAAAGCGAUCUUAUUGUAGUGUGGCCUAGAUUACAUAUUUUUCUUUCUCGAAUUUCAUUGUUAGGAGGAAGAUGAAAAAAAUUGUACUCUGAUUUGCGUCAAACGAGAUCGAUUGUAUUUUAUUUCCGCAUUCCAAAAUCAAACUUUAUGUAAUUGAGGCGGUCUGCAUAAAUGCGCGAGAGAAUUUACUUUUUAAUUGAAAGAAAGUUUUAUUUAUGGAUUAAAUAAAUUAAUUUAUGGCAAAGGAGCACACCAUUCUUUUUUUUUUCAUAGGUAGACCGUCUCUUUCAUUUUGCACUCACAAUAUGAUUUUCUCUCACGGUUUUCUCUCGGUUUUCAGCGCGAGAGAAGCGUAUCUUAAGAAAAAGAAAAUCGCGUUUCCACUCGAGUUAUUUGUAUAAAGCGAGGACAAGUUCAAUAUAUAUAUUCCUGCGGUAAAAGUAAGAGAAUGUGCUCUAUCUUCCUGUAUAUGUGAGAGAGAGAGAGAGAGAGGGAGAGAGAGAGAAAGGAAAGAGAAACGGAGAGAGAAAAAUACGGAGAAAUGUCGGCGUGUCUCCGCAUGUAAAAAUUCCGAGUGAGUGUGAGUCUCACCAAAUAGAGAUGCGUAUUUUUUGAAUGGGACGUCAAUGGGAGAUAGCUUCUAGCUCACGCACGUCGGACGCGCGUGCACCACUCGAUUGUCGGUGAUAGUCUGGCCUUUCGCCACCCAGUUUAGUCGUACCAAUCGCAUUUAUCAUAGAGGGGUGUGUAGUCUUUUCUCAUCGUUAAGGCAAAUCCGAGAGGCGGACUCGAGGGUAAGAACAGGAAAGCGAAAAAGAGAGAGAAAAGGGGGGAGACGCAUUUCGAGACGAGGAUUAGAGCCGGUGCAAUUUCGGAGAGUUCGAUUUUCUGACGUGAAGAUUGUCGCGGAGAUUCCUAAUCAUCAGAGAAGAGCGGGUUGAAGAUCUGAUCUCGCUGAGAUUUCACACCGGUGUCGGACCUUAGCGUUUACGGAUCGAGGCGAGAUAUUUUCCCAAAGCUAAGCUUCUUCAGGUACUUAAAGAGUUAGAAAGGCAGGGAGAAAUAGAGGGAGAGAGAGAAGAAAAAAAUAAUGAUAAAAUAAAACAACCCGCUUACAUUGAUCGUUAAGCGAUAACUUAAGAGUUUUUGUAUCGUAUGUUUGUUAAGACUACUGUUUUUGUCACUCAACACCCUACCAGUAUUCGAGAAAGAGAGAGAGAGAAGAGCGAGUGAAAAGGAAUGAGAGCAUGCGAAAGAGAAUUGAGAGAGAGAGAGAGAGAGAGAGUGUGCGAAUGUUAUCGUACGUCACUUUAGUAUCAUUAAAGCGAGCGACGUACAGUAAAAAAAAGCAGAAAAGGGAAUGAAUUUAAGGCUGCAUUUCGAUAUUACUGCCAGUACUGAAAAUCUAUAAUGUAAGUAACGAAAACUAUAGAUUUUCAGUACUGGCAGUAAUAUUGGGACACAGCCCAUGAGUGCGAGCGAGCGGAGAGACGGUGGUGAAGAACGAGCGAACAGCCGCAAAACGUACAUUCAUUAAGCUACGCAAUGUCAUCUAGCACAAACCACUCAGAAAUAUAAUUUGAGCGAUCAGUUUGUAAGAAGAGAACGGAGGGCGAAUGUAUGAACAUGACGAAACUCUGAUCACGGAUGGAUAACAAUCGUCGCGAUGGCAAAUGCGAAAAGAGACGUGCUCCUGUGUACAUAACGAACGAUAAGAGAACGAUGGGCCACGUGUUUCGUAAAGGAAACAUUUUUUAGACGGUUACUGAAAGAAGUUUAAUUUCAAGAUAUUAAAAUUUUUUGUUUCUGCCUUUGUUCGUUGAAUAUUUAGAGAUGUUUUAAAAUACUAAAAGGCUUAAAGUUGAAAUCAUUAACAGCUUUGAAACACUUUCCAGAAGAUAUCAAGGUGUUGUGGAGUCCUAAAAGAUACCUUAAGAUAUUUUUAAGAUAUUUAUUAUAAGAUGUGUGAUGGAUUUGUAAAAAAUAUCUUCCAAGACAUCUCCAUAGAUAUCUCAAAUAAUAUUUAAAAAUGCUGCAUUUUUUAGAUUACUGAAAAAUAUCUUUUUAAAACUUAGAAAAAAAUACAAGGCACGUCUCAAGGUAUGGCAAGAUGUUGUUUUAGAAUUUUUUUUAAAAAAAGAAUAUCCAUUUGUUUAUACGGGUAUAUUUUUUCUUUUUUUUUUAAUUUUAAGAAUUAGAAAGAUAAAAGAAAUAUAUAUAGUAUAAAUCAAACCGAGUUUCAAAUUGAAAUGCAAUCGGUGCAAAGGGAUCUUAGUGUUUUGAAUCUAAAUACCGUUUAAAACUAAAAUAUUUUUGAAUAUUUAGAAAAUGGAGGCAGAAACAUUUUAAUGUCUUAAAAAGUUUUUUUUAUGCCGCGUUAAAUGUUAUUAAGAAACCGAGUGUCCUGUGAAAAUUAUGCAACUGCAAAAACGUGGCCUCUCGCGAUCUUGAAAAGCAAGAUUGUUUUGAAAAAAAAUCAAAGAGCUUUUAUGUAAGUGGAACUGUGCACCGCUCUGAUUAAUGUAUAUGAUAAUUACUCUACGUUGGAAAUAUUUUGAGGGUCCUCACAUACAUGUACUGUUUAUCAUAGGAACAGUAAUGCGUUGUAAAUUAUUUUUAUCAUGUAAAACGGCAUUGUACUUCCCUCUAGAAAACCAAGUUUAUUUUUUCAUAUAUGGAGAUGGUGCUUAGGACCUUUUUUACAUAAAGUCCAUUCGAGUACUCCGUUCUGGUAUUCGCGUGUAUGUUAUGGGCGAGACUGAUGCACAAAUUGCAAUCACGAUAUAAAAGAAAUUUUUCGUAAUAUAUAAUGAAACAGCGACGAAGCAAUCCACCGUAUUUCGCUCGCAAAGAAGAGGAGACACUGUAAAUAAGGCUUUAUUUCGCGAAGCGACUUCGCAACUUUUUUCAUCAUAUUGCACUUGCAGAUUUUCGAUGACGGGUCUUUGCUUCGUAUCGAGUUAAAAGCCAAGCGCAAUCAUCUAUCUUUGUCUUCUGGAUGA
This is a messenger RNA of Monomorium pharaonis (pharaoh ant), 16367 nucleotides long. RefSeq lists its product as uncharacterized. The record is from RefSeq and is a predicted model, not a curated record. The transcript is spliced from 9 exons. The coding region runs from base 1543 to 10566 and encodes 3007 amino acids. NCBI's taxonomy places the organism in Eukaryota, Metazoa, Arthropoda, Insecta, Hymenoptera, Formicidae.